CCCCUCACAUCCCUUGGCAACCAAUGAACAUUAAUCGUCAGUACUAGAACCUAACACAAUACAGAGAGUGCAAUUGGAGGGCAUCAAUUAUGCCUCUAUAGAUGAUGCGACUGGCCCCGGCUUUAGUAAAGCUACCAGAGCAAGGUCGUUUAAACAUUGAAUUACUAAAGAAAAUUGUUGUAUUAAGGGAGGAGUUGAAUGCAAGCUUGAUUUUCUAGACUACAGUGUUUCAAGGCAUACCCAGGUCAUCUUGGCAUAGCUUCAAUUGUACUUAUAAUGGGAGGAAUUGAAUGCAAGCUUGAUUUUAUAGUCUGCAGUGUUCAAGGCACCCAUAAAUACCCAUGUCAUCUAGGCAUAGCUCCAACGCCUAGCCCGGUUGGAUGUGCCUACAUUCCUGAUUUGACUUGGAGCCAUGCAUAGAGGACAUCAGAGUGAAUAAUAUUUGGGAGACUCAGUGACGGAUUCGACUGAUUGGAGAGUGGGAAUUGAAGCCGAUUUUGUUCAGCCAAGAGUAAUAUUGAUAUGGAAACUGAGAAGGCCUCAAACCCUCUGGCUGUACCGUAUCCAUGUUUAAUAAUUGAUGCAACAUGGAGAGAUGUCUUAUCUUCAAUGAAGUAUCUCACAAGAUCAGACAACCAUCGAAAUGAAAGCAUUUCCAAUCUCAGUCGAACAUGGAACCCCGCCAACCAACCAAACCGUUUUAUCCUACCUUGUCUUUGCGUCCGGUCAGCGUUUGAUCUCUUCCUUCAAGCUCAGAACUAUCCACCCGGCUCGGAGUUGAUCAUGACCGCCAUAAACAUCCCUCAAAUGAAGGAAAUUGCUGAAAUCCACGGUCUCACCGUUGUUCCACUAGACGUUACCUCAGAAACUCUCGCACCUAAAUUAAACAUUCUACAAGAAUUGAUAAAUGACAAGACAGUAGCUGUUCUGCUUGCACAUAUCUACGGCCGGUGGUCUGAUAUUGAUGAUGCUAUCAACAUUUGCAAGGAACAUAAUCUGACUGUUCUGGAAGACUGCGCCCAAGCUUUCUGCGGUCUUAAGAAAGUUGGACAUCCCAAAGCAGAUUUAUCAUUUUUUAGUUUUGGCAGCAUUAAAACGAGUACAGCUUUUGGUGGUGCAAUCGUCAGAAUCAGAGACCGGUCUUUAUUUCAAAAGAUGAAUCUAUUACAUAACAUGUAUCUUAUUCAGCGCAGAACUGCCUACUUCAAGAAGAUCUUGAAUUGUUUCUUGGGGAUUGUUGGCCUGAACUCUCCUUUAAGAAUGAAAUUCUUACUGAAUGUCUUUCAGAUGAUGGGAUGGGACCAUCAUAAGUUGGUGAUUUCGAUGCUGAGAGCAUUUCCUAUGAGCGAUUUGAAGUUGCUUCGUCUUCAGCCUUCUACGGCUUUAUUAAGCAUGAUGCUAAGAAGGUUUCAAAACUUUGAUGAAAAGAAGUUUGAGGAUGGAAUAAAGAAAUGUGACUACGUCACGAAUCGACUUCCUAAAGAUGCAAAGAUUGUGGGAAAGAAAGCAGAGAUUAGGAACUACUGGUUGUUUCCUUUGAUUGUGGAUGAUCCAGAAAGAGUCUUGAAGGAGUUAAAUAGGCGUGGCAUUGAUGGCUACCGAGGAGCAACUCAACUGACUUGUCUUAAGCCACGCCCUUGUCUUGAGCCACGCCCCAAUUCUCCUGACGUUGAUCACAGCGUAUCGUCUCCUCCAAUUGAGGCUCAGUAUAUAUCUGAUCACGUGAUAUACUUGCCAGUCCAUAAGAAAGUGACGUAUAACUAUCUUGAGAAGAUCUGUGUGAUUCUUAAGGAGGUGAUGAGGGAGAUUACAUCUUGCUCAUUGACUAAGAAUAUCGAGACGGAUGGUGAGAUUACUUUGUUUGAAAACGAACGAGUCAAAACACAAAGUAAACUUUAACUGCUAUUUCAUGAUUUCAUUUUUGUUUUCUUUUUUGUUUUAUGAUUUUUCUAUUAAUUAAUUUGUAUGUUAAAAUUAUAUUUAUUUUAUCUUAUGUUUCCAAUAUUCAAACUGUUAAUUUACCGUUGAGUUCGUACACAUUUUUUUCGUUAAAAGCAAACUGAGACAAGGGAGAGGAAAACACAAAUCGGAUAACUGAAACAAAGAUUAUACGCAGAUAAAACUCAAACAAAUUCGAGCAUUUUUGUAUUAUUGUUAUUUAUUUAUUUGUCUGCUUACAAAAAGAAGGGCAAGUUACAACGUUCUGCGUAAAGACUAUGAUAUUUGCCAAUUACAAUUUCCAUUUCGGAAGUAUUAAGAGGGGGCAACUCCUGCGAAAGCAGACGUCAAAUGUUCAUCUCAUUCGCAUUCACAGGAAGUAUUAUUCGGACUUAUGUGUUCUGUGACAAUACAAAAACAAAAUGUUUAUCCUAUUCAAUAAUUGCUUUACUCUGACAGUGUCACAGCAUUGUAGGUGGCAAAAAGGAUGACACGUGACACACUUUCCACCCAUUAAUUUCAAGUAUAUGCGGGCGGUUUUGAACUGCUAAUUACAAAAUAAUCCCUUCUGAGUUUACUGAUUAAAUACCGAUAUAAUUAAGUUCUGCUACUCGAUUCAAAUUAAAACCCUAUUAAAAAAUUUUUACAUUUUACCAAAAGCUGCAUCCAUUCUUCCGAAUUGAUAAAUUUACAUAACCAUUUCAUAAAUAUAACUUAUUUAAUAACGUUGAAGUUAAAUUCCUUAUAAUUUGAGGGCUUUUUUGAUUAUGUUUUAUCAGGUGAUAAAGGUGACUGAAUAAAUGCAACUUUGUACUAAGUUUUAAAAUUUUUGUUUUUAGUUUUGCGUUUGAUAUAACUGUGUGUAAUAAAACUACCACGUCAUUGUGAAAAUCCGGUUUAGACCGGUUAGUCCGGUUUAGACCAAAAGCUGCAUCCAUUCUUCCAAUUUGAUAAACUUACAUAACCAUUUCGUAAAUAUAACUAAUUUAAUUUUGUACUAAAAUAUUUGUUUUGAGUUUUGCGUUUGAUAUAACUGUGUAGAAAUACAAAUGUAUUUAAAGGAUACAUUUUCUUUUCCCCUCUCUGGUCUACCAUUUUCGUAAGAAUCUUGAAAACAUUCUGUGAUAAGAUUAAUAGAACUUUCUACAUACACGUCCGAACAUCUUGAACAGUUACACAUAACACAUUACUCAGUACAAAAGUAUGUCAGACUGACAUAAAUAAAACAACAAAUCGUCUUGGUUAUUUUUGCAAUUAUUGUUAUUUUAUCACAUGCACUUCCUGAUUCAACAUUAUUCAUAAUUAUAUACAUUCUGUGAUUUAUGUUCUGAAUAAAUAAUGUCUAUUCAA
Asterias rubens (European starfish) is the source of this 3288-nucleotide messenger RNA. RefSeq lists its product as uncharacterized. Gene Ontology annotation, biological process: polysaccharide biosynthetic process. The coding region runs from base 523 to 1899 and encodes 458 amino acids. NCBI's taxonomy places the organism in Eukaryota, Metazoa, Echinodermata, Asteroidea, Forcipulatida, Asteriidae. Gene Ontology annotation, molecular function: pyridoxal phosphate binding; transaminase activity. The record is from RefSeq and is a predicted model, not a curated record. The transcript is spliced from 5 exons.